Leguminivora glycinivorella is the source of this 2778-nucleotide messenger RNA. Its product is annotated as zinc finger protein 345-like. Gene Ontology annotation, biological process: regulation of transcription by RNA polymerase II. The record is from RefSeq and is a predicted model, not a curated record. Gene Ontology annotation, cellular component: nucleus. Gene Ontology annotation, molecular function: DNA-binding transcription factor activity, RNA polymerase II-specific; RNA polymerase II transcription regulatory region sequence-specific DNA binding. The coding region runs from base 228 to 2426 and encodes 732 amino acids. The transcript has 3 exons. Lineage: Eukaryota; Metazoa; Arthropoda; Insecta; Lepidoptera; Tortricidae.
UCCUGGCAAUACUGAACUUGCAAUCUGUCAAAAUUAAUUAUUGUUCGCUGAAGGAGUGGUGUUGAUCUUGCAAAUGGAUCGCUUUUCUAAUUACUGCUCAAUUUUCGUGCUCAAAGGCAGAAAGGAAGCUAGAACAGAAGAGUCUCCUACUUACCAUCGGCAGACCGACACCUGGGAUAGCGUAUGAAUCCUAAAUUAUACAUGCUGGGAAUAUAGUACUUUUCGCAAUGGAAGAUUCAAUGGCCUUAGAAAAUACCCUCCAAACCGACUCAAACUACCAACUAACCGAUGGUGUAACAAUAAAGGAGGAGUUAGACAAUAACAUAGUCAUAGAAGAACACAAUGUAGCUCUACAACUAAAAACAGAAAAAGAAGACCCCUAUCAGAACAUCCAACUAGAAGUUAAACAUGAACCGGAAGUCAAUUUCCGGAAAUACAUAGAGAAUAAGAUAUUAGAAGAGUUUAAAGUACAAAGUGAAGUAGAUUCAAUAUUGCCUAUAAUAGAUCCGGAAGAGGAAGAAAAAGUAAAACAGGAAUGUUUGGUGGAUGAUGCGAUGAUAUCAUAUGAUUUUCCGAACUUUGAUGACGGGAGUGUCGGGGCUAGGAGUAUGGAGACUGGGAGUAUGGACAGCAAUGAUGUGGAGGCGCUGGGGAAUGUGGAGGCGUGUCUGCAGGAAGAUGGGGUCAGCGUUAAAUAUGAGAAUGAAGAGUAUGAUGAUCCACACUUAACCGUGAAAGAAGAAGGAGAUUUAACAGUAACAGAAACUCAUCUAAUCUCAAAUAAAGUGAUCAACACAACAUCCACCAUCACCAACCCGCAGGACGGGCUCACACAGUCGCAGACCACAAAGACACUAGUCAUGGAAAUACACCCCAUGUCACAUAGCGGCAAUGUCCCUCUCUCAAAAAUCGGAAAUCCAGAAGAGAUCCUACCCAAUGAGAUCGAAUAUGAUGAUUUCCUACUAAAUUCUAUCACAGGAAAUGAAUUGACACUAGAGCAAGAGGCGUACGGACUUUUAAAGGCUAAAAAGAAAAAGGUAGACGUAAUAAAGAUACAUCAAUGUCCCAAAUGCGUGAACAGAUACAGUACUAAAAAGGCCCUUACUUAUCAUCUCUCCGUCCAUGCUACUAUAGAGAAACGAGCCGAAGGCGUCAUUCAAGGGCAGAAAACUAGACGUCUAAACAGAUUAAAAGCUGAAAAACAAUACAGAACACAACUUAAAAAACAAAUGAAACAGGAGCAACGUCUCAAAACUAAAAUUGAAAAGAUAAAGCUUAAAAAGAAACCUGCAGAACCAGUUAAGAAAGAAGGUUAUGAAUGCACCUGUGGAAAGGUUUUCAGAAGAAGAAGUCGUAUGGAAACUUGUCUAAGAUCCCAUAACCUGUUUGCCGAAGAAAAAACUUACCCCUGCAAUACAUGCGCGAAGAAUUUUAAAGAUAAAGAAGAAUUAACAAUACAUAGAAAACGAUUUCACACUAAAAAGAAGUUCCCAUGCAAAUUUUGCCCCACAGACUAUAACACGCCUAAAGAGCUCUUCAAGCAUUUACAAAUACAUCAGAAAGUACAGUUGAUGGAGUACAAAGUUAUUUCAGAAAUUGUUAAAGGCAAAAAGAAGAUGCGAUGUUUCAUGUGUUCUAAAACGUGUGCUGAUCUAUCAGAAUUGAAGUCACAUGUUAUGGAUGAUCAUAAAGAGCCUUAUAUUUGUCCGCAUUGCCAGCAAACAUUCCCUAAAAUAAUAGAUUUUGCUAAUCACACCAAGACAUCACAUCCUGAAGUUGAAGGCCAAUCAGUCUUAGAUGUCCUAGAAGCGUUUUCUAAACUAGUACAAGCAUGGAAGUGUGAGGAAUGUGAACUACAGUUCCAUGAGGCAGACAAACUGGCGAGGCAUCAGAUUGAAAAGCAUAGUAGAGAAAUCAAAUCAGAGCUACAAUUCCAAUGUACAGAUUGUCAAAGAGUUUUCAUAACACAGAAAGGUCUCACAUCACAUAGACGAGUUCAUCACAAUACAGAAACGCCCGAAAUCAGUGACAUUAUAGAAAAGGGUAUAAUGUGUUUAGAAUGUAGGAAAAUAUGCAAAGACAUGAACGCUUUAACUUCACACAUGAGGCUACAUUCUCCGGAUAGAAGAUAUCCGUGCAAAUUUUGUGAUUUUCGUUUCGCUACUCCUGAAAAAAGAAAGACACACGCUGAAGUUCAUACGGGUGAUAUGAAAUAUGUAUGUUUCAUUUGUGAGUAUCAGUGUACGUCGGAGAACAGACUAAAACAGCAUAAAUUAUCAGCGAAGCAUUCAAAUAUGAAGGAAUACUUGUUGACCGGUAAAAUAAAUAAUGAAUCGACUUCUAAGCAGGAUGAAAUUAAAGCGUCUCAAAGUAAAAGUGUUAAGAAAAAGAAGACUGAAGAACUCCGGGGUCGAAGUUACUUGUGAAGUGUGCGGGGAAAAGUUUCCUAGCGAAGAGAGUAUGUUGGAACAUAAGCAGACUCACCCAUUUAUCGAGUUUCCUAAUGAAGACACGCCUAGUAGGAUAUUUUUCAAGUAGCCUUAUCUUGCCUGCUUAUUUAGUACUGCCGUGUUGAACUAAAAGGGUUGAAAAAUUUAUGCCAUCCAUUUUAAGAAAAUAUCAGAAGUGCCUCUAGUGCCGCAUCACCCUUCACCUUAGAGCGUUUUCACAUUAUCCGAUCCGAUAUUGGAUGUAGAAAGGGUGUCAAGGCAAAAGUCAAAGUCAGCGCCUAUAAUUUAUAGGAUAUUGGAUCGGAUAAUGUGAAAACUCGCUUAAGAC